CGUAAUAAUCAACGAGUUUAAAAAUAAGUUGUAAUAAUAAUGGGAAUGAUUUUAUUGCCAUUUAUUAUUAUGGCAACAUUGUCAGCGACAACUACUGUUGCUCGGGUUUUUCCAAAAAGAACCAUAUCAACUGAUUUAUCAUCAUCAGAUACCAUUGAUUAUCCAGAUUACAGUUUCAAGUCAGAAAUAUAUCCAGUUGGAACAAAAAGAGCUGCUCUUUUACUUGACAGACUGAUGGUUGCACUUCAAAAAGCAGUUGAUGACCAAGGCAUAGGUGAUUCUAGAGAUGAACGUGGUCUUAGAAAAUCCGAGCCAAUAAUCGAAAUUCCAAAUAUAGGAGCAUUACGAUCUGGAAGUACCAAAAUGGAUCUUCAAAGACGAGGUCAUGUUAAUAACAGUGUAUAUUGGCGUUGUUAUUUUAACGCUGUAACGUGUUUUAAAAAAAAGUGAUAAAUUUAAUAAAUACACAAUAUAAUGACGACAUAAAUUUACAAUUUAUUUUAUCAUAACUGCUCUUGUAAAUCGAAUAUUAAUGUAUAAUAUAUUUAUUUUAAAAUGCAUGGAUAUGUCUCAUGGCUUAAUAAUCAAAAUUUUU
Molecule: messenger RNA, 595 nt
Organism: Aphidius gifuensis
Lineage: Eukaryota; Metazoa; Arthropoda; Insecta; Hymenoptera; Braconidae
Exons: 3
Coding region: 40-450 (136 amino acids)
Source: RefSeq, a predicted model, not a curated record